Messenger RNA from Stereum hirsutum FP-91666 SS1, 1394 nucleotides. Its product is annotated as Der f Mal f 6 allergen. The record is from RefSeq and is a predicted model, not a curated record. The transcript has 5 exons. Lineage: Eukaryota; Fungi; Basidiomycota; Agaricomycetes; Russulales; Stereaceae. Bases 382 to 888 code for a protein of 168 amino acids. Gene Ontology annotation, molecular function: peptidyl-prolyl cis-trans isomerase activity. Gene Ontology annotation, biological process: protein peptidyl-prolyl isomerization.
AGAAGCAUGCCUGCCUGCCACAGGAGAUGUGCGAAGGGGCGAUCGUUCGAGCCUUGUCUAUGAUGGAUGAUCGAAUGGAGAGAGCGGCAGUGUGCGUGUGUGGGGUGGCAUACCUAUGCGGGAUGGUUUGGUUAAGGGCUGGCAAGGAGGUGGAGGCCAAGGACUGGGUGAUCAGGAUCAGCAUACUGAAGGAAGGAGGACUUUCGCCGAGUGUUGGGCAGAGUCUAAGGCGAGAGGUGCUGGCUUAUUUAUGGGCGGGUUAUAGAUUCUUGCUAUUCCUAUUCUCUCCCCCGAGCAACUCCUCUUCGUCCUCUUCCUGUUACAGUCUGCUCGACGCUCCGACCAAUCAUCUACUGUCCUCUGUCAGUCUUGAACUUGAGCAUGGGUAAUCCUGACGUUUAUUUAGACAUCACCGUGGACGGCCACCCACUAGGUCGCAUUGUCCUCCAUCUCUUCGACUCCGUGGCGCCCGCCACAGCACGUAACUUCCGUGAACUCUGCACGGGCGAACAUGGGUUCGGAUACAAGGACUCUGCGAUACACCGUAUUAACCCCCAGUUCAUGAUCCAGGGCGGAGAUAUCACAAACGGAGACGGAACAGGAGGGAGAUCUAUAUACGGGUCUUCCUUUCCCGACGAGUCGUUCGAAGUCCGACAUGAUCGGCCGGGGCUGCUUUCGAUGGGGAGUCGGGGUCCGGGGACGAAUAGCUCACAGUUCUUCAUAACCACCUCCCCAGCCCCCUGGUGCGACGACAAACACGUCGUCUUCGGCCAGGUCGUAGAUGCGGAGAGUAUGGAGACCGUGAAGCGGAUACAGAGCUAUUCGAGCGAUCAUAUUUGGAGGAGACCGAGUCGGGAUGUGAGGAUUGUGAGGUGUGGGGUUAUGUGAGAAAUGCGGGAUGGGUUGGAGUAUGUGGUGACAAAAAGUACCUCGCGCCGUGCGCGGCUCUUCAUCUCAGUGUCUCAGCUUGUUCCCCUAUUUUAUUCGUGCUUUGUGUUCGAGGACUCUGUGCAUAGAUUGUUCUGUUGACAGUGUCGUCGUGCAUUGAACGUCCUGACAUUUCCCAUCCAUGACUUAUUGUAUCUUAUCCCAGCACUUAUUGCGCAUUCUCUGCGUCCUUGUUGAUAUAUCUUCUCUCUCUUUUCUUUCGUUUUUUUUUGUCCUUCUCCUUCCUUCGCACUCAGCUCGGGCUGUUCCUGCAUCAUGUUCGUUCGCUCUGCUAGCCUAACAAUUCACCUCGGUUCCUCCAUUUGCACCGAGCUCUGAAUCAUGUAUUUAUUUGUCUGUGUCUCAGUCUCGCGUCAAUUGGACAUUGCUAUCCUCGUAUCGAACUUCCUCAAUCCAUUGACAGCUUGGACUCGAACAUCGUCACUCAUACAUUAUCUAUUGCUUUC